AGGCAGACGAACUACUAUGUGUCGCAAGGAAGAGCAAUCAGGCGUAUUGUUACUCUAUUUGAUACCAUCGAGGACCUUAUCACCGAAAAUGACCGAAGGUAUGAAGUUGAGGAUGACGCAGAAUCUAGCCUCGAUGAACGCUACUCACCUGCAUUUUCAUGUAGUGAAGACCGGCUACAGAUAGGGUAUGUUACCCUUACGACCACUUUGUCGUGGCUCCCUACGAAGGCUACAGAAAUGGACUAUGACGACUACUCACACAUGUUGAAACUGCUUCGGCAGGGGGCUGACAGUGCUCGAGGUGACGAUACCUCAAAGCUCAAGGCUCUUGUCGCUGAAUGGGUUAACCGUGAAUUCAAGCCCGAUCCCCUGGUUGACGCUGACGAUAAACAUUCUCGUGGGUUCACCAACGAUGCAUGCGGCAAGCUACUCUGCCCAGCUGAGCUUGAUUGGAGCAAUCCCGUCGUCAGGGCAGGGAUUCGAGAUCGCUCAGAUGGCCAUAUUGUGACUGAUCUCUCCUUUCCGGCUUUCCUGUAUGAUAAGUACACCGCCAAUCCGAAUGACCUAGAGGAAGGUCUUUUCAAAAGCAGAGUUCUUCUUCAGGCGUACAAAGCUGUAUUCACAUCACCCUCCUCAGCAAAGGAUAUCGAAGGGGAUGGCGAUGGCAUAGAUGUCAUCCAGAACAACAGACGCGCUAAUAAGUCUGCCUUCGGAGUCAAAGUCAAGAAACACGUUCGAUUUGCACUUUCGUCUGUUACCUCGUGGCGGUCUGUUGACGGCGACUUCGACUAUGAACAAUUCUGGCAGACCAUCGUAGACUUCUUCGAAAGGGCCCCUGGUCGAGCAGCACAGCGUAGGGUUGACGUACUCCUCGAAUGGUGGACUAGAAAGGUUUUCGGACGGAACAAUUGCAAUGACCUCACCAGCACGGCAAAGGCCAACAUGUCCGUCAACGCUCUUGCAAGGCAGAGGGCACAGCGCGAUGACAGCUGCUUUUGA
Suillus subaureus is the source of this 999-nucleotide messenger RNA. RefSeq lists its product as uncharacterized. The annotation marks the transcript as partial. Lineage: Eukaryota; Fungi; Basidiomycota; Agaricomycetes; Boletales; Suillaceae. The transcript is spliced from 7 exons. The record is from RefSeq and is a predicted model, not a curated record.